Messenger RNA from Scylla paramamosain (green mud crab), 7112 nucleotides. RefSeq names its product uridine diphosphate glucose pyrophosphatase NUDT14-like. Gene Ontology annotation, biological process: ribose phosphate metabolic process; nucleoside phosphate metabolic process. The transcript has 5 exons. Gene Ontology annotation, molecular function: UDP-sugar diphosphatase activity; metal ion binding. Bases 57 to 713 code for a protein of 218 amino acids. Lineage: Eukaryota; Metazoa; Arthropoda; Malacostraca; Decapoda; Portunidae. The record is from RefSeq and is a predicted model, not a curated record.
CGGAGAGAAUAUCAAUAUCUGUACGGACUACCCACAGCACAGCACAACACUGAAGGAUGGAGGCUGUGGAGGACGUGAAGGUUGAGGCGCUGACGGCCGCCUCGCAAUUCGUGAAACCCUUGAGGAUGCACUACCGGCAGGACAAGAAGGACAAGAUCUGGGACUUGGUGAGCCUGCAUGACAGUGUGAGUGUCAUCCUCUUCAACACAGACCGUCAGGUGUUGGUCUUGGUCAGGCAGUUCAGGCCAGCCGUGUACUACAACAGUGUUCCUGAAGAAGGGCGCCAGGCAUCAGGACACGUGGACACCUCAAAGUACCCAGGCUGCAGCGGCAUCACCCUGGAGCUGUGUGCUGGCAUUGUGGACAAGAAGGUGUCCCUGGAGGAGAUGGCACAGCUGGAAGCACUGGAGGAGUGUGGCUAUGAUGUCCCGCUGAAGAACUUUGAACAUGUCAAGACAUUCAGGUCGGGAGUAGGAGUGUCAGGUGACCGGCAGACCAUGUUCUAUGCUGAGGUGACGGACAAAAUGAAGGUUACAGAAGGAGGUGGUUUAGAGGCAGAAGGGGAAUUGAUAGAGGUGGUGGAGAUGGGAUUGCAAGAAGUGAAGGAGCUGAUGGCCAAGCCUGAGAUCACAGCCCCUGUUGGAUUGCUCUUUGCUCUCACUUGGUUCCUGCAACACAAGGCCCCAUCAAAUACUACCACCACUGCCACCUAGUCCACCAGCAGUGCCACCCAGCCUACCAUUACUCACCCAGCCCACCAGCACUCACCAAACCAUCUACCCGUGCCACCUAGUCCUCCUCCACCACCACCAUCACCUAGUCCACCAUUACUGCCACCUUCCUGAUACUUUAUUACCAGCUUUGAGUUAUACUGUUUGUGUUCCUCUUUUUCCUCUUCCACCUGUCUGCCACCAGUUCUUUUACUACCGUGCUUCUCACCACUUUAGUUAUUAUUCCCUUGUCCUUCUUCAUCCUUAAAACCAAACUCUUUUUACUUUUUCUUCAUACUGUAGUUAGCUUUUCUCUACUACAUUAGUUAUUUAUGGGCUGUGUUAUUAAGUCAUACUGUAUAGGUUAGAUAGGCCCACAAGGUUUGUUGCUGUUUGAUAUUUACUUGUAUUCACUUUCCAUUGCAGUUACUUUUAGCAUCAUCACUCCUCUCCUUUACCUCCACACCACUCCAUGUCACCUUCACCACCAGUUCUUCAUAGCUCACUGCAGUAACACUAUACACCAUUGCUCUACCACAAUCAUCACUUCCAUGAACUCACCUCCAAACAAAAUGAAGUUACCAAUAGUACAGUACUGGUAUGCACAAGUUAUGCACCUGUGUAGUGUGGUGGUGGGCAUGCUUGGGUACAGCGAGGGAACAGAAGAGGCAUCCUACAUUAUUAGAUGCAGUUGUAUCAAAAUAUUGUAGUGAAUCAAAAUCUCUCUUCAUUGAUGUGGUCCUAUUACACAUUCUAAUGUGUGAUGUCUCAGAGUUCCUGUAGAGGCAGUCAGCUGGUAAAUGGAUACCUGGGAUGACCAAGGAGAGGCAUACAGGUGCUAUUCAUCACAUAGUCCUGAUUUGUGGAGCAAGAUAGUUUUAUGGUCAGUGGCUAAAGAGCCUUGUGCACUGUCACCAUAAGGGUUACAUGAUCCUGUUUACAGUAAUUCCAGAGUUAUGUAGUGUGUACAUAAAUCUUGUGUUGUGUUAUUUGAUAAAGUGGGCUUCUGGUACAUAAGGAAGUCAUCCAGUUGUGUGAAAAGAAUAGAAGAGUCAUGAAUGGUGCAUUCAUACUAAUAAUGAAUGAAAAUUGUUAUUGUUUCUCGAAGUUUUCAUUUCCUCUACCCUCCCUCCCUCCCUUCAGUGCUUACCUAGAGAAAGGAGGUUUUGCAUACAUGCACUUGGUUAACUCUUGUCCAAGAUUACAAAGCAGGUCUGAAUUACCCUUUACUUUGAGUGCAGUUCAAGAGCACUGGGCCAGAAGUGUUCAGAGUAUCCCUCCUGUGCCUCCAUGGCUGGGUUGGCAGUUAUAAUAAUAAAAAAAAAAAGGGAACAAAAGCCCUAUAGGACCAGGUGUUUAAAAAUACAUGUAAAAAUAACUGUGUAAAUAAAUCAAAAAAUACAAUAUACAAAUACAUAAUAAAAAUAUAAUAGUAACAUAUUAUUAUCUUCAUCAUUGUUGUCAUAAUCAGAUGUCUUGUGAGUGACAAACCCUUAUGAGACUGAACUGUCAGAAAAUGUCUUCAUCGUACUCCUUCCACGUGUAGCCUUGUUUAUAUCUCAUUCAUGCCACACUCCACUCACUGCCUUCCUGACACACCACACACCUCUUGUUCUUUUUCUCUAUUCCACAGUAAAAUAGGUCUCCUUUCUCUAUUCAAAAUCAAAAUAGGCCUCCAUUUUCUGUUCCAAAUUAAAAUAGAUUCCUUUCUCUAUCCCAAAUUAAACUAGGUCUCCAUUCUCUAUCUCAAAUAAGAAAAAGGGCCUACAUUCUCUAUUCCACAUUAAAAUAGGCCUCUUCUCUAUUUCACACUGAUGUAGGCUUUUUUUUUUUCUCUAUUCCAAAUUAAAAUAGUCUUCUUUCAUUUGUUUCUACCUCAAAUCUUACAACUAAAAUAAAUUCCUUCAUGGUUUUAUUUUCCUUUCCCUAGAAUAGAUGAUGCAGAAUCCUUGUUAAACUAUCACUAAAAUAAUCUCCCUUAAAAAUCCCAAUAACUUCUACUAGACCACCAGAGUAUGGCAUACGGCUCUUCAGAAAAAUGAACAGAUAAUUAGCAAUACAAGAUUAAGAUUUAUGGUUGCAACCUAUGUAGAGUUAGGUAUAUAUACACGUACAAGUAACUGUCCCUUAGUUGAAGCGCUGAGAAGCCAAACAAAGUAAAGGUAACAAUCCCAUAUGCACGCCCACUAUCCUUUUCAAUCCUACGUCAUAGGCCCAUUAAAAUACCCUUUCCCUGAGUGCUAUAUAUGCCUCGACAUCUGUCAGUAAUUAAUUAUCCUCGGCAUCAUUUCCCUCUUCUAAAUAUAUAUGCGUACUGUUCCCUGUCAUUUAUUGUUAUUAUUAAUAUUAUUUUUUUCUUUUAUUUGAUCUUAUUAUUUAUUUAUUUAUUUAUGUUAGGUAUGCAACCAAAGUAGAGUUUCCUCCUUUAUUCAGAAGACUACUUUAUUAUUCAAAUUCUUUUACGUAGCUCUCUUAACUGCCUCUAAUAAACAAAUGAAUAAACGAACAAUUAAAUGAACAAAUACAAAAAAAAAAAAAAGUCCCAAAGUGUGUCUUUAUGUUGUACGCAUUUACGUGGCUACAAACCAAGCUACAUUUACGAGCAUUGCAUGUGGAGCGCAAGAAGACAUAUUGUGGCCAUGAUCCCUAUCUAUCUAUAUACCAAGGGUGACACACACACACACACACACAAAGACUAAAUUAAAACCUCAUCAAUCCGAGGGACGUGAGGCAAUGAUAAGAAAUAAUUACUCGUAGGCAUAUAUAUAGUUCUAUACAAAUUGCAAUACUAAAUCUUAAUCUUGAAUUGCUAUUUAUCUAUUCAUUUUUCAGAAGAGCCUUUAUAUAUGGCGAAGUGGCAUUAUAUUUCUAGCAGCAAUAAGUGCAACUCCCUAAGGAUGAUUCCUCAACUGUCUUUUCUCCUUGGAAGUAAUAAAAAAAAGCCUUACUUUCUUUAUUUAUUCCUUCAUUUUUAUUUCCUGACUAAUCAGCACAUUUAGAUCGUAGCUAAUAAGGCACUACGGUUGCAGGGAUAUAUACAACUCCCCUCAAGACAAUCCUUCUGCCUUUCUUAAUUUCCUUCCUUUUUGAAAAAUGUUGAAAGUCUUUGAAUUCUUUUACAUUUUUGACACCGGUGUAUUUAGAGACCAGCCACUAAAGUAAAAUACCGAAAUAGAAACACUAUGUACAAAUCCCUUUAAGAUGAUCCCUGUACUCUCUUUCCACCGUAGUGGGCUUCAAGUAUCCCUCAGUACCUCACAAAGCAUCACUGUGUCCCUCUCUUUCCCGUUUCCUUUCCCUCACUACUGCUUUCCCUCUCCUGCCCAGACCGCCACCCUUGCACCAUUCGUAACAAUCUGGGACCAUAUUCCGAAAAAAAAAAAAACUGCUCCGCACCUCCACUACAUGCAAAAAAAAAAAAAAGAGAAAAAGAGAAAAAAAAAAACUAAUUGAAAUUACACUGAUUUUUAAAGUUGUUUUUACGAUUCUAAUGACAUAUUAAUAAGAUCUUUGCAUUAUAAACCAAAGAAACACCCUUGAGAAACCGACUAAUAAUCUCUGUGGCAUUUGAAAGUAGUCGUGGUGAGAGAGCACAGCGUUUCAGAAUACUGGCCUGGCAUGCUUGUAGCCUCGUGGACGCGCGGUGUAAAAUAAAACGGGUCAUCCACAAAUACAGCAAGGAAAUAUUUUUCUGUCUAGUUCACUUACCCUCGACACGCUUGUGGGGCGAGACAGCCAGUGACUCGCGCUGCUGAAGAGGGAAGAAUGCAGUGUCUGGCCUAAUUCUCGCCUAAAAACUUUACUUCAGCUACUACCAUUGCAAUUUCCGCUGCCCAGAGCCCCAGACUAUCAAGCGACUAAAUAAAUGACUAGACAACUGCACCUGAGACGUGAAAUUAUAAUACUGCAGCAGAUGUCUAAGUAGGCUAACUAUUUGUGUUUACCCGCAUGAAGGCUGUGACCAUCCGUCUGACACCGACAAAAUGAAAGAAAUGUAUUUACUUUCCACACUUCUGUUCGACUCCUUAACUCAUUUCACCCUCAGACUGGUGACUAAAGGUUGUGCAUGUGUAUGUGUCUUCAGCGAAGAGGAAGGACGUUGGGAGAGAAAGGGGAGAGUGAAUAAAAAGGGGGGAGGGGGGCGGGAGGGCGGAGGCUGGCGGCGGAAGGCGACGUGUAACAUUACAAAAAUAAAACAGCCGCGGGAAACAGAGAGCUGGGAUCCUCUUUCCCAGUCUGGUUGAGAGGACGCCAGCAGUUGCCUUUUAUAGCGAGCAGCCAUCUUUCCUCUUAGUAUUAAUAGACUCGUUGGCCAAUUGUCAUCGAUACAUCCGUGGUGGUUUAUAUUAGUCCUACUCUCCGUCUUCGAUACACACACACACACACACACACACACACUCCUUUGUCUUUUUCCUCUUUACGUAUGCAAUACCUCACCUAGUGACUUACCACACCAGUCCACCUACUGGUCAGUGCGAUAUUGCUGAGAAAAAAUUAAGAAAAAACUUACGAAAGGAGUAAAAGCUACUCAAGUUAAGGGAGGAAUUACAUAGUAGUUAGAUUUUUUACGCCAUGGUCGAAUUCCAGUCAUUGAAGCCUCUAACCUUUUUCUCUGUGGCCAUUCAUUAAUCGCGCGUUUGCUUCCACAUACUCAACCCAGCCCUUGCGUUCCUGCCGCCCCUCAAUGACUGGGCAGGCGGUGUGUCAUGCAGGGUGCCAUGCGUGCCUUUAGAGCGUGGUGUGCGUAGCACUGGUGAUAGUGGAGAGUAAGUGUCAGUCAGUUUAUAGAGGAAGAGGAAGAAGGGGAAAGUGAGGGUGGCAACAAGACUGUUGCUUAUAUAGGGAGCUUGUUGCUACUCUUCUGUCGGUGGUGAGAGCGUGCGUUGUGAGCCACAUACGUGAGGGUGCUGGUUGUUAUGGGGGUUAUUAAGGUUGCAGUUACGUAAGGAUUGUUAAUUUAGAGUGGAGGUUUGGUUAGUUUGCAAACUGCUGAUUCUGCUAAGCCUGUUAAUUCUGGUGCUUGUGUGUAUGUUGUGUCUGUAAACUUUGUGCCGAGAUUCCGGCGUAAUGCCUGACACGUGGUGAGGGGCAUGCAUGGCGGGCAUGGCGAGAGGGGAAAGUGGUAUUGGUGGUGGUGGUGUCCUGAGGCGAAGGGAGACAACGGUCAUAGUAAAAGAUUUUAUUGGUGUGUCUUUCACAUGCCAAUCCUGACGGUGUCUCCCUUGGGGGAGAGGCACCGCUGCCUGAUGGUGGCGUAGCAGUUCCGCACGCCGCCGGAAGCCACAGCUGUGCGCACGACGACGGCCCUAUGGCGUCCCUCACGGGCACCACAGCUGCACGUGCGACGACGACCCUGAGACGCCGGCGGUGGCCACAUUCACUGCACGAGUGGCGGUUCACAUAACACUUGUUCACUGUCUGGUCCAAGGUAGUGGGAGCGGCGCGCCCUCCCUGUGGUGGCGGCGGCACACGCGACUUUUUCAACGCCGCUCCCGAGCCGCGUGGCGAUGGAGAUGGUGGUGGGCGGACACGGGGCUGGUGGAGGCCGCCGCGGGGAGGACUAGCAGUGUCGUGGCCCGUAAGAAGUAUGGGUGAAAUGAUAGAUGGAUGGCGCGAGUGAUGAGACGGGAAGAUAGAAAGAGAGCUAGAGGGGGAAGGGGGGGAGCAGGAGCAGCAGCAACAGCAGGAGGUUCCCCUUUGGUGCCUGAGUGCCACAGCCACAGGACGCGAGCAAGAUCUGGCCUGCUGGUGCGCGUCACUACUACUCGCCACCCAUAGUUCCUGCGGGCGUGAGGGUCGGGAUAGGAAGAGGGGGGCACACACACUAUGCGGCGGCCUCCUCCUCGCCCUCCUUGCCGGCACCGGCACACAGCAUGGAGAUGAGGCUGGUGGAGUCGAUCAUGCCGGUGUCCUCAUCGAUGUCCAUCUGCUCGAAGGCGUCAUCCACCUCCUGUGCGGUGAACUUGUCACCGAAGGCCAUCAGCAUGGUCUUGAAGCUCUCGGAGUCGAUCUGGCCGGGCUCCUUCUCGAAGGCGCGGAAAGCGGCAGCCACCACGUCAUCAUCGUCGCUCUCGCCGGAGGAGCGGGAGGCGAACAUGUGCAGGAGGGUGGUGAAGUUGAUGGGUCCAGGGGCGUCAGCAAUCAUCUCGUCGAGGUCGGAGUCGCUGGUGAUGCGGCCGAUCUCGUCGAACACACCACGGAGGUCAUCCUUGCUGAUGAUGCCAUCGCGGUCACGGUCCAUCACCUGGAAGCCCUCCUUGAACUCCGCCACCUGCUUCUGUGUGAACAUAUCGAACACAUUGCUUCCUCCCUUCUUGGCCUUCUUGGAGGAAGAGCGGGAACCCUUAGAGGCAGGCAUGGCGGCGACGGGGGCGGUGGAGGCGACCUGAGCUGUGCGGCACU